GUCGAGUAUAUUCUCUCAAAUCCAGAGCAGGGUUUUAUUUCGGAAAGAAAGUAAAAUGAAGACCGUAUGGGAAAUCAAAUCACUGAGAAUGAUUUUGCUGCUAGUUCUUGGGCUAAUUCAAGGGGGAAAUACUACAACUACCGAAGAUAGUUGUUAUGCACAGGAGGAUGACGCAUCAAUUGGCCAUUGGUUUGAACAAGUAACACAGAAUAUGUUGCACAUGCAGGAGAAAAUGAAUAACUUGGAAUUGCAAAUGAAACAAAUGAUGAAGGUUGUGGAUGAUAAGUGCUCCAAAGAUAAAGAUAUUGUCAUACAGAGACGCAUGGAUGGUUCAGUGGACUUUUAUCGCACUUGGUCUGACUACAAGGUUGGAUUUGGCAACAAAUCCGGCGAGUUCUUUAUUGGAUUGGAAAACAUUCACAAGCUUACCACCUCAAGACCUUAUCAACUAUUGAUCAUCCUGGAAGAUUGGGAAGGCGAUCGACGUCUUGCGCUUUAUGAUUUCUUUGCGGUGGGCAGUGAAGAUCAGCAAUAUCCUCUACUUAGUCUGGGUAGCUACAGCGGAAAUGCCGGAGAUUCAUUAUCAUAUCAUCUGGGACAAAAAUUCAGUACAAAAGAUAGGGACAAUGAUGACUACAAGACGAAUUGCGCAGUUGACUACACUGGCGCUUGGUGGUAUAAAAGUUGUCAUUAUAGCAAUUUAAACGGCCGAUAUCUGAAAUAUGAUGUUGUUGGCAAUGCUCAAGGCGUAGAUUGGUAUCACUUCAAAGAACAACAUAGCUCGCAGAAAUUUGUUGAAAUGAUUUUAAGGCCUCGUUGAAAGCUAUAGUUCAGUGUUAACAUACUAUUUGUUACUAAAGGCGAAUAAAAGUGAUGCAGGCAAA
This is a messenger RNA of Stomoxys calcitrans (stable fly), 884 nucleotides long. Its product is annotated as ficolin-2. Bases 56 to 820 code for a protein of 254 amino acids. The record is from RefSeq and is a predicted model, not a curated record. NCBI's taxonomy places the organism in Eukaryota, Metazoa, Arthropoda, Insecta, Diptera, Muscidae. The transcript has 3 exons.